Molecule: messenger RNA, 1041 nt
Organism: Pyricularia oryzae 70-15
Lineage: Eukaryota; Fungi; Ascomycota; Sordariomycetes; Magnaporthales; Pyriculariaceae
Exons: 3
Coding region: 130-792 (220 amino acids)
Biological process (GO): mitochondrial translation
Cellular component (GO): ribosome; mitochondrial small ribosomal subunit
Molecular function (GO): structural constituent of ribosome; small ribosomal subunit rRNA binding
Source: RefSeq, a predicted model, not a curated record
GUUCAAUUCCAAACCAACAGACAAGUACCGCGAAAGUGUAGCUUGUACUGUAUCCAUAUAAACUACUAUCGACCUCGUGGGAAACCAUCACAACCGCGAAAGCUGGUUGCAUCGAGCUCAACUGUCAACAUGCCGCCAAGAGUAGCACCUUUCCAGUCGCUGGCUCGCCAAUGUCGCUCCUUCGCGUGCGAGCAAACGGCCAAAUUCUCAUCGACCUCUCCAGCCGCGAAACUCAAUAGACCCUCUGAUAGACCAAGCUCCGGAUCCCAGCUGCUUAAUCAGAUGGACUCGGGCAGCGGCGAGACCGCGGGAAGCGCCAUAGCGAAGAAGUUGUGGAGCGCGAGGAUCCGCGAGAGUAGCGUGAACGAUCAAUCCGCCAAGCAGGAGAGGACUCAGACCCAGCUACGCAAGAGCCAGGUGGCGAGCAACUACCUCCGCCAGUCGCCCCGUCGCUGGAACCAUGGCGAGCUCUACUCGCCUCACGACCUAUCGCCCGAGGAGCUCGCGCGCUUCCGCAAGCCCACACGGCCAAAGUUCGAUGUGAUUGACGUCUUGGGAAUAAACCCGCUAGAUGAGUACCAGAACUUCUCCAUGAUUUCAGAGUACAUGACACCCAUGGGCCGGAUAAAGCACCCCAAGGAGACGUGCCUACGUCCCGUGAACCAGAGGAAGAUUGCCAAGGCUAUCAGGAGGGCUGUAGGCUUGGGAUUACACCCCAGUGUGCAUCACCACCCAGAGAUUCUCAAGAGUCGUUAUGCUAGCGUUUCCUCGUCCAAUAGGCGGAAUGUGUAACCAGCCGCUCGUUCAGCUAUUAUGUUUUUUUAGUAGGCUUUACGGGAGGGAUGUACGAUCAGAUCAGGUCGACCUUGUUCGAAGCAAGCUAUGUCAUCUUCUAUCUCUUUUUUAUAUUUUACAUUUUGUACAACAUUGCUUGUUAUCAACACGUUAUAAAACAUUAUGUACAGGAUCCCAACCGACGCGCCCACGUCUAUAUAUGCUCUAUCGUCACAUAUAAGAGUUACAAAAGAUUUUUUUAAGCCA